AUGAUUUACCUCUUUGCUCUCUUAGCCAUUGGAAUUUAUUCUCCAGCACUUUCUACUAUCGUUCAGCCAGACCAAAUUGCCAAAACUGUCUUUCUCAAUGACACUACUUUUGUUGCCUACAACGAAUCCACUACCAAAUGCCGCAUCGAAUGUGCUGACGCAGAGACAAUGCUCCAACAGGAUUUCCGCGCAUAUCAAAAAGUUUGGAUGUACAACAACACUGAAAUGUUCUCAGCUGUCGACAAAACUUUUAUGGACGCCAACCGCAGUAUCGAAUUUCAAGCUCUCAAUGUUGAAGACUCUGGCGCCUAUCAAUGCUGCAUCCGUUCCACUGACCUUGCAUACCAAUCUUUCGUUUGCUACAGUACUUUUCUGAUUGUGUUGGAUGAGAUGCCAGAAGAUGGAAUUAAUGCAACUGCUAUCCCUAUUACUACCGAAGCUCCUCCAUCGCCAUCAUGGAAUGUAGUGCUGGAGAACGGAGACACCUUGAAUGCACAGGCUGAGAAUAACUAUUUUCUGAAAAUCUUCGAGGAUAACGUGACAGCAAUUCACUGCUUGGUGAACGAAGUGGAAGUCAACAUUAAGACGAGCAACUCGUUCCCACCUCCGCUUUACAACGACAUCCUCAUUCACUCGUUCAAUUUGACUGAUCACAGUGGCCUUUACGUCUGUAAUGGAACACUCCAAAUCGGAAACGAAACAACCAUCGAGAGUGUGUCAUUCACCGUAUCUCAGUCAUGGAACGACAACAAAAACGCGGAUUUGUUGGACGCGAAAGUGGUCGCCGAGGCUCUCAAAUCUGCAUUCACCGUCUUCUCCGCCUUCUUCAUCCCUCUUUUCAUUCUUCUCGCCGUUUUCGGAGCUUGA
This is a messenger RNA of Caenorhabditis briggsae, 867 nucleotides long. Bases 1 to 867 code for a protein of 288 amino acids. The transcript is spliced from 5 exons. NCBI's taxonomy places the organism in Eukaryota, Metazoa, Nematoda, Chromadorea, Rhabditida, Rhabditidae. The record is from RefSeq and is a predicted model, not a curated record.